Stylonychia lemnae is the source of this 1194-nucleotide messenger RNA. The record is from the annotation of a GenBank genome assembly. Lineage: Eukaryota; Ciliophora; Spirotrichea; Sporadotrichida; Oxytrichidae.
AUGAAAAAACCAUCAGACUUUUAAUUGUUUAUGGUAUCAGUGAAGCUAUUCUUUGGGAUUUCUUACUUAUCAAUGCCAAAUACUUUUGGCUAGACUGGACUUAUUGGUGGAAUCUUACUGUUUACAGUAAUAAUUACUCUAAACACUUUCACAAUGAAUCAGAUUCUAGCAGUAUCAGAACAACAUCAUAACAUUAAAUCAUAUUCUGAGCUAGGUGAAAGAAUUUUUGGUGGGCAAGGAAGGAUUCUAUUGAGUGGAAGCAUAUGGAUAAAAUAAAUAUGUGCAUGCAUCUCAUACUUGUAUUUUAUUGCGACUCAGUUGGAUUUUGUGAUAUGCUAAUAAUCAUAGCUGCAGUAUUGCUAUGGAAAUUCUACGUAUAUGUUGCUUUUGAUUAUCCCAGUGAUUAUUUUGAGUUCUAUUGACUCAUACAAGUAUUUGUCAUAUCUAUCUGUUCCAUCAGUUAUUAUUGCAACAAUUGGAAUGUUUGCUAUAUUUUACUAUUCCUUUGAACAAAUGGCAGCAGGCUUGACCUCUUAAUCUCCAAUAGUCUGGUUUGAUCUAAAUGGAUUUUUCGGGAGAAUCGGGUUAGCAAUGUAUUUGUUUGAUGGAAACGCAGUUGUAAUAAAUAUAAGAGCAGAAGCAAGAGAUAAGUCUAAGUAUCCUUAAAUACUUUAGAAAGCAGUGAUAUUUGCCUUACUGUUGUUCAUUACAUUUUCAACUAUUUGCUAUUCAGUAUUUAGAGAACAGUCUAAACCAAUCUUCACAAUGAAUUUGAAUCCUGAGAAUGCAUUAGUCAUUUUCAUCUUUAUUUGCGUUUGCAUCAAUGCCUUAACAUCAUACCCUAUUUAGAUUCUAGCAGCAUUUGCAAUAGUUGAGAAGCAUGAUUUUUUUAAAUCAGAAAGCAAAGUUAAAGCAUUUCUAAAGAAAUUUAUGAAUCGAGCAUUUAUUAUCAUUGUUACAACUUUAAUAUCUAUGACUGUACCGACAUUUACAGACUUUUUAAAUAUUGCUGGAUCUAUUGGAUCAGCUACUGUCGGUUUUAUAUUCCCAUAAUUACUCUAUAUGAAGUAAUUUCCUUUAAUUUCUACUAGAAAAAGAUUUAUUUGCUGGUUAAUUCUUUGGUUUGGAGCCUUAGGAGGAUCAUAUAGUAUUUAUUUUUCAGUUGAGAAAUUAAUGAGAGGAGAUUACAGUUGA